CAUAACAUUAUGGGACACUGGAACGCUUUGAUAAGCACUUUAGUGAAAGUAACCUAAUUGAAUUUCACGAAUCACCUUUAGAUUAGGCUAUGUCCAAGCGCUGCAAUAUAGUAUUUUACAAAAAGUCAGUCCUACUCUGACUGCUCUUCACGGGCAGCGAUAGUCAUCCAAGGGUCGCUCAAUCUGUUCUCAAUCGCGUCAUUUCUACAGUGGUCGAUAAUACGCGCAUCUCUUUACCUUGACUCAGGACUGUCAAUGCCGACAGCCACUCAGAUUCAGUGAAUUUAUUUUGUAAAAAUUUGACUGCAAAAAAUGAACACUUUUUCCUUCAAGAUGCACAUUCUCGUCGGCGUCUCGCAGAUUUUGGCAACUCUUAUGUUCCACUUGGCACCUACUCAGACUUCUCACUCCCCAGUGGAACCACACUCUAGAGUGAUGCUGUUCCGCGAGGUUUUGGGGCGGAGUUUGUGUCGUUCGAUGGAGCGAUUGGUGGAGGUGGAGCAGGAGUACCCUGGAGGGGUGGAAUAUAUUUUUAGCCCUGCCUGCGUGCCCCUGUGGCGAUGCGCUGGUUGCUGUGGAGACGAGAACCUGGAGUGUCACCCCACCCUCACACGUAACGUCACCAUGCAGUUGAUGAGGAUAACUCCGACUGAGAGGACAGGGCAGUACGUGGAGCUGACGUUUGUGGAGCAUCAGACCUGUGAGUGCAGACACCGGAAGAUGCAUUUGAAUGAGAGCAGUCCCAGAGUCAGGAUCCAUCCCAGGAGGAGGAAGCACAGGAAAAGAUCCAAAGACUGUGGCAAGUGUCAGAACCCACACAGCUAGGUGGAUACUUGGAUCCCCGUCCUUCCAGUCCGCUGUCCAAUCACCACUCAGCUGUGGAAUGAAGACAGCAUAGGGGGAAACCAGACACCUACUUGUUUACCCCCCAGAUACAAAAAUUCCUCAACUCAUUGUCCAUGAAAAUACACUAACCCCAAACUGCAAUUUAUACCAGAGUAAUAACAACUUUAGUUUUCUGAUACUGGAUACCCAAUAUCAGCCUUGAGAAUACUUUUACGCGUUUACAUGGAUGAUAUUCCACUGUAAUAGCAGAUACAGUAGCUCCACCUCAUGGACAUAGAGGAGCUGGACAGAGGGAUGGCAGGACAGGAGAUAAGCAAUUGCCAAGGGACAAGGGAUUAAGCCACACUUUACAGGCAAUGUUCUUGAAAAGCAGUAGGCCAAUAAAUGGAUUUAGCUUCAAUCUGGUAUGGAACAACAACGAAGAAGGCUAAAACAGAUGCAGAAUGGGUGUGGACUGAACUAGGGAGAGAACGGACACCUACACAGUAUACCUCUCCCUAUGAUGAUCAUAUUACAGUACAGAAUGGUCUGAACUGAAGAGUGCAUGAUCAAAGGGAGGGAUGAACAUACUGUAGGUUAUAUCAAGACCUAUAAUGUUUAUAUCUCUAACUUCCAUCAGACAGAAAAGAAUAACAAAUCCAUAUGGAUUCCACUGUAUUAUAUAUGAAAAUGAAAUAUAUUAAAAUGUAAAUACGUUUAUAGCGAUCACUGUAUCAGAAAUGGCAUCUGGGAAUUACAUUUUGAGUUGUUUAUGUUAGAAUUACAUAUUUGUCUUGGGAAUGUGCUGUGUUCAUUUACUGAGUGUCAUGAUGUGUCUGACUUGACUCUCUUGGAAAGGAGAAAAUAUAAGAUUUUCCUCAGGUG
Molecule: messenger RNA, 1710 nt
Organism: Salmo salar (Atlantic salmon)
Lineage: Eukaryota; Metazoa; Chordata; Actinopteri; Salmoniformes; Salmonidae
Source: RefSeq, a predicted model, not a curated record